Molecule: messenger RNA, 4990 nt
Organism: Gasterosteus aculeatus aculeatus (three-spined stickleback)
Lineage: Eukaryota; Metazoa; Chordata; Actinopteri; Perciformes; Gasterosteidae
Gene: prr36a
Product: proline rich 36a
Source: RefSeq, a predicted model, not a curated record
CACCCACCCUUCAUGAAGGGGAGCAGCCUGCCGCCCUCCAGACGCGCAGGGAAGGGCACGGAGAGGGACGCGCAACGGGCGUUUCAUUCAUUCAUUCACGGCCCCGUCGACGCGCUGAACGCAUUCGCACCGCGGCGCCGCACCGACGGAGAGCGACUCGUUUCCCGCGAGGCCCGAGGAGCUCCGCCCGCUGCAGCCAGGGCUUCGGAGUGUGAGAGGGAGUCGCUCGCCAGGACAAGUGUGAGCCCCUGGACCCCGUAAGCCAAGAGCCGCAGCGCCGACCCUUUUCUUCUUGCAUAGGAGGAGGGAAUGAAACCGGAUGGGGAUACCAUGGAAACCACGGAGACCACCGAAGCCGUAGCAGAGCCCUCCUCGUCGCAGGACAGCGUCACAGAGCAAGCGCCAUCGCGGCCCGAUGAAGCCGCGAAUGACGCCGCUGCGAAGGCCAACGGCAAGCCAGCGGGGGCCGACCCCAAAGUCAAACCGAGAUCCGUUGCGACUAAGAUGCAGCCCGCAGCCAAGUCUGCCGGGGCGUCCGGGUCGCGGCCAGGUACCGCCUCGCUACGUGCGGUGAAACCCUUCAGCUCUACCUCGGCAGCCGCGCUCAAGAAAACUGCCACUACGGCCAAAGCGGCGCCCGCGGCGGGCGCACCGAGGAGACCGGCGGGCGGAGUGGCCGGCUCCUCCACAGUCAAGAACCAGCAGAGAGGGCCUGACAAGAGGCCUUCUGGACCGACCAGAGCCGCCGCUGCCGCUGCUCCCGCUACGGCAACAAACGGUAGCAAACCAGCAGCGUUGAAUGGCCUUCCUAAGGGGAGACCGGAGUCUGUUAAUGUCGCUAGAGCCAAAGCCACCGCUCCUGCCAGCAGAGCAGCGCCGUCCACCGCCCCGAAAGCCUCAAAAGCUCCUGUUGUUUCAAAGACGGCCAGGCCUGCUCCGGGCCCCUCGACAUCUCGAGCUGCGCUCACAUCCAGGGCGCUCACAUCCACGGCGACCACAUCCACGGUCAAGGUCUCCACUGCUGCAACUGCCAAAACCGCUGCGUCCAGAGUCACCGCAGCGCCCUCUACAGGCAGGACUGCAGCGGCUCAGCCUCCAAGAACAGCUGCUGCAAAGAAAGAUGUCAGUCGACCACCGUCUGCUGUGGCGAAGAAACCCGCCGUAGCUACAACUUCCGCUGCCACAAAAAAACCUGAACCAUCUAAACCCACAGCCACCCUAAAGCUCAACUCCGCCUCCAAGGGCCCAGUGUCCGAGAAAAAGGCGGAUCCCAAAAUGUCGCCGUCCAAAGCGUCGCAACCUGCAAAACCUUCUUCCACAAAGAAACCUGUGGCGCCUGUUUGGUUCAAGGACCGCAACAGGCUUCCCCUUGGUCAAACCCCGCCUGCCUCUCCAGCAAGCAGACCAGCACACAGCAGCACACCUCAGGGUAAAGGUAGAAGUAAACCAAUGCAGGCCGUCCCACCUUUCACCGCGGCAAAGAAAACGGGGGUUUUAAAUACUACCAAACAUGCCGGAGAAGCCCAGAGAGCAGCCGGACGGGCAGCUGUGACUGCAGCCGCUGUGCUAGCAGCAACGCAAUCGGAGGCCACGGAGCUCCUCCCACAGGCAUCACCCCUCGCUGCCCCCGCACCACAGGACGACCGGCCCCCAGCGUUGGCCCAGGGUCCCUCCCAGGAGGCGGUACCUCAGGAGCCCGCUCAGGGACAGGGUGCAUCUUACUCUCCUCCUCGAAGCCCCGCCAGGACGACGUCGCCACAGACCUCUCCUCCUCCCCUGGAGCAGCUAGAGAGCAACGCCCACUCGCCAACGACGCGGGAGGAGACCCCUGUCCCAGUUGAGCCGACGCCAGCGCCAGUGGCCUGCCCUCCGUCGCUAUCUGCGGAGGCCGUUCACCUAAACCAAACCCCCUCCACAUCCGUGGCAGCAGCAAAUGCCAUCCCUGUGCUGGUUCCUCACUCCAAUCUAAAUGAGGAGGACGAUGAAGAGGAGAGGGAAGGCAGCCAGCUGGUGUCCGUGUCCGAGAUGAGCGGAACCACGCAGCCCACAGAGGAUUCUCGCCCCGAUUCUGCGGGUCCAGUCGGGGGGUCCCACUGGAGGGCAGGUGGUGCCCUGCUCUCCGAGCUGGACUCCGAGGAUGUAAGCGGCAGCCAGCAGGGCGCGUCGGAGCUGAGUGCCCCCGGCGUCCUGGAGGGCACGGAGAGCAUGGACGACCUGGGAGACGGCAGCCUCAAAGGAGCCAUCGACAUGGAGGGGGCCUCUGCAGGCUCACCGGACUUUGAGAAGGUCCCAGACAUACCGGCGAACGACUUCGACGAGGACGACGAGGAAGACGACCGGGUGUGCGACAUGGACGUGGGCUCAGAGCGGGCAGACAAACCUCAGAGACUCAGGCAUGACAACAACGUAGAUGGUGAGGAGGAGGACGACGAUGAAGAUGUGGAGAUGGCUAGUGAGGGGGUGACGGAGAGCGGGCUGGAGAGCUACGGUAACGCAGAUGAGGACGACUUUGCUGAGGACGAGAGGCUCGAUAACCUGAACCGAGUGGCCGCCCCCCCGCUGCUGCCCUCCUCCCUGGCUGCUCAGUGGGACCAACCAAACCCCUUAGCUGACCCCUGGGCGGAACCUCUUCAGCCACUGCAGGGUCUGGAAAACUCCUCCCAGCCCGCACCUGUGGAGGACGCCUGGCAGGCGGACCCGGAGACCCCAACUCAGGUCUGGCCGGACCGCGGCUCUGCUCCUUUUGAUCCGGAAAACCCAGGAGUUCCCCAUCCUGCUGUUGCCGCCGUCAAAGAGCAGCCCCAAGGUGCACUGGGCCCGAUGUCCGUGGGUGAGUGGGGCCCCGCCCCGACGCAAACCCGGGCCCCCGGCAUGUCUGCGUCCAGCACCCUGAGCAGCGACACCAGCACGCCCGAGGAGCUCUGCGACAACAACGGCGCCGGGAGGCUGCAGCCUGGAGAGGUGCGAGCACCGGCUCUUCCCCCACAGCCUGACCCGCGCCGGGAUGGAGACGAGGAUGCAGAGGCCCAGCCCCCGUCUGCAGACGUGGUUCAGGGAGGCCCCGCCUCCAACCAGUCCUCCACCUCGGUAACGGAAGACGAGGCGAGCGACACCGAGGGGGAGGCUCUGCUGGACGACUCCUUGGAGAGUCUGGUGGUCGGCCACGCCACCUUUGACUGCCAGCCGCCAGCCCAGCGCUGCCUGUCCAUCGUGGAGGAGGUGGAGGAGGGCGCUGCGGGCUUUGACACCACCCCGCCUUCAGCGACGUCGCUGGCGUCUUACGGCUUCGACACCAUGACCACUGCCUCGAACUCCAACGCGCAGUCCACAGGGGAGAGCUGCGUCAAGAGCCCGGGCAUCUUCUCCCUGGAGGAGCUGUCCGAUGAGACCAAGGAGGCCUGUCCCGUCCCGUCGUCGUCGCCGCCGUGCGUCGCCGAGCACAACUACAUCGAUUGCGGGACGCAGCCGGAGGCGGAGUCCGGCGAGAGCUUCAGGGAGGAAGUGCCGCGGCCCGAGGAAGCCCCGAGCACUUUGCAGCCACCAGAGGAGAGCCCAGAUGACACCCAGCCACCCUACUAUUCUAUCUGUGAAAAGACUGAGAACUCUUUUUCAGGCUUUGCCGGGCUGCCCCACCCUCACCGCCGCGAGCACCCUGCUUUCCCUAGAAGCUACUGCGACAUCGUCAAGCCUCACGCCGCCUCCGCCCUCGCCCCGCCCAAGCUGACCUGUGCCGACCUCCCACCCAGGAGCCCCGGGCAGCAGGCGCUGAGCCCCCAGCUCCGCCGGCUGGAGCAACACCAGAGGCAGCUGUUGGAGAUGCAGCAACGCCGGGACCAACAGAGCAGGCCUCUGGAGGAGGCCGAGCAGGAGAGGAAGAGGCGGGAGGAGGAGGAGACGAGGAGGAAGAAGGAGGAGGCUGAGGAGGAGAUCAAGAGGAAUGAGGAGGCGCUGGCGAGGAAGGCGCGGGAGGAUUCCAGGAAAGAGGAGGAGCUGCUGCAGCAGGAGCUGAAGGAGCGGCAGCAGAUCCUGCAGUGGCAACAGGAGCUGCAGCAGCAGUCCAACCAAGGUCAGGUGGCGCCGGUGUCCCCCUCCUCCGGCCUCUGCACCAUCUACGAGGCCCUGGAGGCGAGUGACGAAGAGGAGGGUGAAGGAGACUGGGGAAGGGAGGCCACAGUAGAGACGACUGAGGAAGAGAGGGGUACGCUGGGGAAUGGGGGGCUCCGAGACUCUUCGCAGUCCACCCACAGCUCUUCUCCUCUUCCUCCCCCCCCUGACUCCCCUCCGACAUCCAGCGACCCCUCCCAGGACGGGGACAGCUCUUCUCCCGAGUCGCCGGAGCGCUCCGCCCCCCAGGAGCUGGACUGGGGGAAGAAUGUGGACAUCGUCCAGCAGCUGAUCAACCAGAGCCUGCUGCUGAACAGAGACGGCUGCUCGUCCCUGCUGCUGCUGCCGGGGGGGGCCGGGGGCACGCUGAGCCCCCUGGAGAGCAGCCUGUGGCCCAGCCUGCUGCCUCCGCUCACGCCUCCCUCCGCCACAGUCACCUCCGUCAGCAGUUUCUCCCCAGAGACCACCGGUAGCUCCCCGCAGGGCGAGUGGACGGUGGUGGAGCUGGAGACUCAUCACUGAGGGGAGUGUGUGUGUGUGUGUGUGUGUGUGUGUGUGUGUUCACAUCCACUGUGCUCUAGAUGUGUGUCAACCUCAGGAGAACCACUGUACAUAGGUUGAAGGGCUGGACUUAUGUUUCUGUACUACCCGGCUCUGGAGGAGGACACAUAAACUAGUGUUUUUAGAUCACUGGUUCCCAAGCAACAUGGGGGUUUCAAGCUUUCACCAAAAUAUAUACUUCAUUUUUAUUUUGUCUUUUCAAACUACUGAAUUGAUUAUUCAAAUAGAGCAAUCUGAGAUCCGGGCCCAACCUGCAGACGGAGUUGACACUCUGCGUUAAGGAGUUAAGUGUUUGGGUAUAUUGACAAGUCACUAGAGGGAGGCA